Messenger RNA from Cololabis saira (Pacific saury), 3167 nucleotides. It is a transcript of the gene dact2, whose product is annotated as dishevelled-binding antagonist of beta-catenin 2. Gene Ontology annotation, biological process: negative regulation of nodal signaling pathway. NCBI's taxonomy places the organism in Eukaryota, Metazoa, Chordata, Actinopteri, Beloniformes, Belonidae. The coding region runs from base 149 to 2719 and encodes 856 amino acids. The transcript is spliced from 4 exons. The record is from RefSeq and is a predicted model, not a curated record. Gene Ontology annotation, cellular component: cytoplasm.
CGGGCCGUGGGAGGAGCUCAACCUCUACCCUGUCCUCCAAAUUUAUUCUAACAGGUAUUUCUAAAACUUACUGGCGAGGAACAACUACUGCAAGACAAAGCGACGUUGCAGACCUUUUUAUAUUUUCAUAGUUCUUUUUCCCCUCUGGAUGAACCGGGACAUGCUGGGCAGGAAGGGCUCCGCCGCGGGGAUGCUGGGCGCUGCAGCCGGGCUGGACCGCUGCAGGGUCGGGGAGAGGCUGCAGGCGGCCCUGGCGGGGCUGCAGGAGCUGCAUCUGCUCAAGGACAGGCAGGGAGACAUGGUGAGCUGGGCGCUCGGGAUGGACCGGGAGGAGCCGGUCUCCUCCGUGCCCGCAGACCUGCAGGCUGCCGGGAUGAUGGUGAUGAUGGGAGCCGAGGAGCAGAGGCUGGAGGCGACGCUGAGCGCCCUGAAGCAACAGCUGUCUCGUCUUCGGAAGCAGGAUGUUGGCCUGAAGUCUCACUUGCAGCAGCUGGACCAACAGAUCAGCGAGCUGAAGCUGGACGUGAGCAAAGCCUCCACGGAGCAACUGGAGAGCGACAGCAGGCCCAGUUCAGGUUUCUACGAGCUGAGUGACGGCGGCUCCUGCUCCAGGUCCAACUCCUGCACCUCCGUCUACAGCGAGUGUCUGUCGUCCUCUCAGACGAGCCUCGUGCCUAUGACCAGCGCUAACUGUCACAUUAGCCCUCCGCCUCCGCCCGGCGAUGUGUCCCGCCGACGCUCCGCCGACGAGAGCAGCACCCAGCCCAACCCUCCGAGGGCCACGGGGCCCCUCCUGGGCAGCAGCAUGAUCCGAGUUGCUGCAGGGACGGAGCAGACACGGCCCAGACCUGUGUCAACAGGGGAUCUUGACAGAGUGAUGGCACACGCACCGGGCUAUGGAAGAUCUGCAGAUGCAAAGAAACCAGCAAUGUGCUCCAAUUUGAAGACCUCCAUGGACCAUAAGUUCCAGUGCAAUCUGGAGUCCCGCUGUGGGACCGAAGUGUACCAUUACCCCAGCCCCCUUCACGCCGUGGCUCUGCAGAGCCCGCUCUUCUCCCAGGUGGGCGAAGCCGGCACACUUGGACUUGGGGAGAGCCAAGGAGCCCCGAUGAAUAGUUACGGCAUGCUCCAAAUGGGCUACGAGAGCAAGACCUUUUGUUAUAUCGACAAGCUUCUCCAGCGCAGCUUAACCAAAAUCCAGUACGGAUCAGGCACCGAGAGCACCGAGUCGCAGGGGAGCUGUCUCACAAAGCCCCAUGAAACUGUUAAUGCGUUGACCGAAGUGUUUCUGCAAGAUAUGUCUCUGCCACAGCCCCCCUCCGUCAAGACCAGAAACGCCGUCCCAGUAGACGGCAACCAGAGGAGACACUGCAUUACGUAUUCAAGCCAAGAAUCGGCUGAUAAUAGAAACCACACGCAGUCAGUGAGGGUUCCAGAUGUUCCCCACAGGUACUCUUAUCCUGCCGCCGUGAAGGAGUGCAGCAGUGAUGAGGUCACCUAUUCAUCUCUGCGUGAGAGUGGCAUGGCCCAGGAAGAAAAUCCUAGAGAUACAAGAAGCUAUGCACAUAAAAAAGGUGGAAAUAAUCCAGAGAGGAAGGGUCAUAGGCAGAGACCGGUGAUAACUCACAGCUCCAGCACAGAGGAGGGUCAAGGCUUCGACGUCUACAACGGUCACGCGGGCUCACCGGAGUUUGUCCAUGCCAAAUUUGUCCCUGCCGGAUCUCAGAAAGUCAAGAUUAGGCAAGCAGAUCGUAAAACCAAAGCUCUGAAGUUGAAAAGAAAAGGCAUUGAGAAGCCCCGAGGACUGAGGCAACAACACGGCUCCUCCUCUGGUGAAAGGAUCAGGGAGGUCAGUGUUGGAACAAAGGGAGACCAGAGAAGACCAGGGAAGGGAAGAGUGACCCAGAGAGGUGCGAGCUGUCAUGCAGAGGAUCUGAGACAGGGCUCGGGGUCUGACUCCAGUCUCUACGGUCCAGCGCUCGCCACCGCCCAUAAGGUCUCGUCCAAGCCACACCUCGUCCCGGCUGCUGCGAAGGUCAGCAGAGGCCAGAGGCUGCAGAGUCCAGAGUACGAGCAUCAUGUGGAGGAGAGGAAGAGGAGGCAUGCGAAAGGGACGUCUGAUCUGGACAUGUUCCAGGUCCAGUGUGCUCAACGUCAAAGGUCAAAGGAGUCCCAUGCACAGGCUCUGCAGGGGAAUGUGCAGAUGCUUCGGAAUUCGAAGUCAGGACAGUGGAUGAGACCUCCACACCUAUUCCAGUCCUCCGUCUCCUCCGAUUCUUUCCUCCACAAUCUUAACGCCAGAUACCCUCCGGCACCUUUUCACGGGUCCAGUCUCUACCCACCGAAAUGUGAGUCUGAGUAUUCGGCCGAAUGCGCCUCGCUGUUUCACUCCACAAUCGCCGAAAGCAGCGAGGGCGAGAUGAGCGAUAACACCACCAACCGCUUCGGAGACAGCGAGUCCAGCCAGAGCUUCCAGUCCUGCUCGGACUCCGACAGCAGCCUGUCCCUGGACGACGGGGACCAAGUGGUGAUCCAGGAGGAGGACGGCAGUCUGGUGUGGGCCGACGCCGCGGUGGGGCCCACGGCCGCCGGACGGCCUCUCCAGCAGCUCCCGUCCCGCCCGGAGCCGUCGGCCUUCCGCAUCAAAGCCUCACGAGCCCUGAAGAAGAAGAUCCGCCGCUUCCAGCCUGCCUCCCUGCGGGUCAUGACCCUGGUGUAGGAAAGCUGCCCCGGGCAGAAACAGCGCUCCUGGGAAAAACCCAGAGAGCAGUGGGAACAGCUUUUCAAAACUGUUUGGACAGAAUUCACGCUGGACUGCAUUGGUACGCUGAUUAUUUUGUUAAUAAAAAAAGAAGAUGGUGGAACCUGAACUAUACAAAUGAAUAAGUGUAUUAAAAAAAGCAUAUAACACUAUGAUUACUUUUAUUCAUAAUGCUUAUUUUCCUGUAAUUAUUGUCAUUAUUAAAGAUUGUCUUCAUAUGUGGUGGAAUUGGACAAUUUCAUACACCUUUUUGUCAAAUAAAUCUUUUCUCAUUGCAAAUACUUCUUCUAUUUUACUUUUAUUGUGACUAUUCAUGUUGGACAUGUUAGAAUAAACUGAUAUUUAAUAUAUAUUAGGUCAGUUUUCACUAAGUUUUUAUGUAUCCUGCUUUUCUUUUAUAUUUAAA